AUGGAUUCGGAAGACGGGGAGUUGUUCAUCAAGCAACUGGCUACAUUUGUGCGUACGCAUGAGAAAGCCUUAGCCAACGCUCUGCAAUUCAGGCGCCAAAAUCUCCCGAGGCAUGGUUCAUCACAGAGCGUCUCGUCGAUUUCGACGAGCAACAUUGCCACGUCUCCGACAGCCAUGGAACGACCCGCCACAUCUUCCUCCGCCUCAAGUUCCCUCGCCGCCGCUCUGUCGCUGGGCACCUUGAGUUUCACCUCUGCCUCUGUGAAGUCGGCAAAGCUCGCCUUGACUUCACAUCACCUUUUCUACCUUCUCUCGCGUUUUGAAGAGCUGGGCAUACCUGUUGGACCGAUGAAGGUCCGCCUUGAAAACCUUCAUGACAAUUCUUCUUCGGCCAACUACGUCUCGUUCCUCAGCCAGUCUCAGCGAACUAAGAGCCGCGAGUCUGAUGUGGGAUCUAUACGCUCCGUGUCUAGCAUCCGGAGUGUCAUGUCCGGCAUGUCGGCUUUGUGGGCAAGUUUUGGAAUUGGGAGCAGCGUGUCCGCGGCUCGUACCGAAAGGCAAAAGGCUGCUAUACAGGCCGAUUUGAAGUACUUGUACUCGGCCUUCACCAAAAUCCCUUGCCUGAAGCUCGCUCCUGACUGGAGAGCACGUUUGAUCAGGGGUUAUGAAGAGUUCCCCUUUGACUCGGCCGUCCCGCUUUACGUGUUCAAGAACGUACAGGCUCUUGAGGUGUGCGAUAUGGACUUUCGACACUUCUUUGGCUGGGACAGAAUGGCCGAUCAGCUGCGAUCGCUGACACUCAAGCGUGCAAGCAUCGAUGAUCCCGCAGACAUUCUGAUCGACAUUGUCCUUGAUGACAUGGACAAGCGUCGAAGGCGAUCUUCAAAGACGCAAGCUUCGCCCACAACGCCCUGGGGUGCCGGCGCUUCCAGCCCCCGACGAACCCCAACCGCUGGACAGAAUGAAUCACAUAAUUCUACUUCGGCACCUGGCUCCCCCCAGCCAAGGUAUUCGACCGGAGACCUACAAAUUGGGUCCUUGAACAGCGAGGCAAGCAUGGGUGGCAAAGACGAUGCAUCGGACGACAGCAGACGGCCUUCACUCGUCAGAGCCGACAGCGGUGAAGCUUCCACGUCGCCGUCGAAAUCAUCACGACCGAGAAGCCACUCGCCACGAAGGCCCAACAGCUCCAGGAACUCAACCUCUCACGUACGCACUUCCCACAAGAUCCGUCGUUCGGGCUCUGGAAGUUCCCACUCGAGUCUUUCGGACUCAUGGCACGGACACCACCGAGGAGGGAGCACAUCGAACCUGUUGUCUGUAGGGAUAUUGCCGGCAUCAAAAUGGCGAUUCUUGAAGCAUUUGAGCCUUGCCGACAAUUCCCUCACUUCCAUCUCUGCCACCAGCCUAGCCCCCCUGUCAAACACGCUUCAUUCACUGGACCUGUCAGCCAACCUUUUCACCCAAAUACCUGACAGUUUAGCGACUCUGACGGCACUACGAGCUCUCAAUCUCUCUCAUUGCAUGAUAGACUCGCUGCAUUCACUUUUGAGGAAUCCCUUGCCGGCCAUCACUGCUCUCAACCUUCGCGCUAAUAGGCUUCAGUCAAUCGCGGCAAUCGAAAAGCUUUAUCCUUUGGAGAGACUGGACCUCCGGGACAACAAGCUGACUGACCCCAUGGAACUCGCUCGGCUGACCAGCAUCCCCGACUUGCGGGAGGUGUAUGUCGAAGGAAAUCCAUUCACUCGAACCCAUAAAGAUUACCGCAUCACCAUCUUCAAUCUAUUUCGCCAGACACCAGGUUAUACCGAGGACAUCACAAUCGACUCUACAGGGCCCACGUACGCAGAGAAGAAGCAGCUGGUUGAUCGUGUUCCGCUUCCGCCAGCUGUUCCUGUCGUCAAGCCCCGCGCCUCUGAAAUGCCUGCAGUCGAUGUUUUGAAGCCGGCUAUCAUCUAUGAGACCCCCAAGGAAGCCGCCGUGCUACGUAAAGAGCGACCACGGCCCAAGGCAACGGCCAGCGAAAUCAAUACAAAUUCGACUCGCCGUAGACGAGCCCCGAAGAGGCGCAUUGUAGACUUGGCCACGAAGGAGUCUUUGGCUGCGAACGGACAGCCUACAGAGGUUACAGUCCAGCCAGUGAAGAGUGCCCAGAGUCGUGGUGUCUACAAAGAGGACAACUACCGCAUUUCACAGACUGCGGACUCACAAUCACCGCAACCGAGUGCGCCUGUCUCGAUCAACAAGAUGCCAACCACAACCCAAGAGGUACCACGCAUUAAUACCGACAUCCUGAAGACGGACGCUGCGAAGCAACCUGUCGUCAUCGCCUCACACGAGCCCGAACCCUCGUGGCAAGCCUCACCUCCUGUCGACUGGGAUGCGGGCGGCGAAGUCUAUAGGCGGAAAAUCGAAGAGUUACGCGACAAGGUGGGACAGGGCUACCUGAGCGUACUCAGCGAGGAGGGCUGGGAUGCAUCACGGCACCUCCAAUCACACUUCCAAGACGUGCAAUUCGGGGCUUCGAGUCCUGCCAUGCGCCAGGAUCCGACGACACCUCGGGUUGUUCAGCCUAUACAUGCUGGGCGCACCCUUGGAUGA
Messenger RNA from Pyricularia pennisetigena, 2601 nucleotides. RefSeq lists its product as uncharacterized. Lineage: Eukaryota; Fungi; Ascomycota; Sordariomycetes; Magnaporthales; Pyriculariaceae. The record is from RefSeq and is a predicted model, not a curated record. Gene Ontology annotation, cellular component: cytoplasm. Bases 1 to 2601 code for a protein of 866 amino acids. Gene Ontology annotation, molecular function: protein kinase binding. The transcript is spliced from 2 exons.